CUUCUCGCUCAGCGGUGCGGGGUCCCGCGAAGGCUGAGUCCCAGCUUCACUCCCAGAGGUCUGUCCUGGGGAGACUUUGCUGCUCCGGGGGGCUGACCUGGUGGGGAGCGGCCGCGCAGUCCCCUCCGGCGCUGCUUUGUGUGCGCAGCCGCUGGCCCAUCUGCUCCCGGGUCUGCCCCCCUGGGACGUCCCCUUGCCCCGCCCCAGUCAUGCAACUAUACCUGCCUCGCCACUGCGGACCUUUGGGAAGCAGCUGCCCAUCCAGGGGGCUCCGGCCCUGACUGUGCCAGGAGCGGACCAAAACCUUGUGACUAAACUCAACUGUGGAACACCCAGAUUCUCCUCAGAAGUGAGAUUUUCCAAAGGACCAAUGACUCUGUGUCCCGUGGUCUUUCACUUUUUCCUACUCUGUAGCUAUGUCUCGAUCCCGCCAUGCAAGACCUUCCAAAUUAGUCAGGAGGGACAAUCUAAGCAAAAAGAAAAGCAGCCAGCUGAAGAAGACCUCCAAGCCAACCAACAAAAAUGUGGCAUCGGUCAAGAUGAUGAGCCCUGGAAAAUUAAAGCAAUUAAUUCAAGAAAGAGAUGUUAAGAAAAAAACAGAAGCCAAGCCACCCAUGCCAGUCAGAAGCCUUCUGACAAGAGCUGCAGCAGCACGAAUGAAUUUGGAAAGGACUGAGGUUCUUUUUCAGAACCCAGAGUCCUUAACUUGCAAUGGGUUUACAAUGGCUCUCAGAAGCACCUCUCUCAGCAGACGACUCUCUCAGCCCCCGGUGGUCAUAGCCAAACCUAAGAAAGUUCCACCUUCUAAGAAUUUAGAAAAGCAACGUGAGUGUGACUGUAAGGUGCUCACUGAUGUGGGAGUAAGACACUCAGAAAAUCAAUCAGACCUAGUGCAAGAUCCUCCAAUCCCUCCUGAUACGGAAAAUCUAAUUGCUGUCCAAAAUUCAUCUUUAAUAAUUAAAGGUGAGAGCCAAAAGACAACCCAGUCUUGGUCCCAAAGAAUUGAAGAUGCCAAAAUAAAUAUCCCCACUCACAGUGACCCUGCAGCAGAGAUCCAUUGUAAGUCUUUGGAAGGGACACAUGGUGAAGGGCUAUUCUCUGAAGAGACACUAAAUGAUAUCGAGGAUUACACUAGAAUGUUUGCUCAGGACACUGAGUGUGCUCCUUUGCCCCAAAGAGCAAUAUCCAACGUUACCUCUGAAAGAAACUCCAGUGUUCAGUUAGAAGAUUUGGGUUCACGAGUAGAAUCUCUUAAGCUAUCCGAUUCUCACUUGGAUCCCAUCAAAAGGGAACAUGAUUGUUAUCCCACCUCCAGCUUUAAUAAGGUUAUACCUGAAUUGGACCUUAGAAACUGUUUGUCUAUUGGUGGGUCUGUAUAUCCUACCUCUUUAAUAAAACUCCUCUUGGCAGGCUCAGAACAAGAAACCCUUGGUGCUAACUCAGAUCAUCAAGAGGCCCUCAAGGCUACCCUAGAUCAACAGGAAGUUUCUGGUGCUACCCCAAAUCAACAAAAAAUUCCUGAUACCAGCAGUGUCCUAGGAGAGGUCUUCAGUGCUACCCCACAUCAAUGGAAAGUUCCUGGUGUUAACCCAGUUUGUGGAGAGGCCCUAGGUGAGACCUCAAGCCUACCAGAGGUUCCUGGUGCUAUUGCAGUCCAAGGAGAGGUCUUUGGUGCUAUCCUAGACCAACAGGAAACCCUUGGUGUAAGUGGUGGUGCUGUCCCAGACCUGCCUAUCUUCUUUGCUGCUCCUCCAGACCCAAUUGUCACUUAUCAUGUUCCCCCAGAAUGGCCUGAGCCCCAGAGCACUGUCUCAUCUGGGCUUGAGGCCCAGGGUGCUAUGCGGAUUUUGCCUUUGGGCUACUCAGGUCAUGCUCCUCAAUCAUCAUCAAACUCAGAGAAAAAUUUGGUACCUCCAGCAAUGGCUAUACGCAAUAAAGAAAAUGAGAAGCAAGUUCAUAUCAGCUUUCUGCCAGUAUACUCUCAGAGGUUCACAUUAGUCCCUGAGAAAGAACUAUACCAGGCUUCGCUGAGUGUUGUCCCGCUCUCCCAGCCCGAUCCCAGGAAAUCGGUAGGAGGGAAUUCUCAGGUCCACACGACCAGCACGGUUGAUGUUGCCAACCCCACACUGGUGUCUAUGUCAGUGUCACUUGCCAGUACCUCUUCUUCCUAUACAACUUUGCUACCUACUUUGGAAAAGAAGAAACGAAAGCGAUGUGGAGUCUGCGGGCCUUGCCAGCUGAAGACCAACUGUGGUGAAUGUACUUACUGUAAGAAUAGAAAGAACAGCCAUCAAAUCUGUAAGAAGAGGAAAUGUGAGGAACUAAAAAAGAAACCAUCCAUCGUUGUUCCUUUGGAGGUUAUAAAGGAAAACAAGAGGCCCCAGAGAGAAAAGAAGCCCAAAGUUUUAAAGGCAGGUUUUGACAACAAACCAGUAAAUGGCCCCAAGUCAGAAUCCAUGGAAUACAGUAGAUGUGGUCAUGGGGAAGAACAAAGAUUGGAAUUGAACCCACACCCCCUUGAAAAUGUAACUAGAAAUGAAGAAAGCAUGACAGGUAUCGAAAUAGAGAAGUGGACACAAAACAAGAAAUCACAUUUAACCGAUCAUGUCAAAGGAGAUUUCAGCGCAACUGUGCCAGAAGCUGAAAAAUUGAAAAACUCUGAAGAUGACAGGAAAAAAGUCCCACUUACUGACCUCCUUGAACCUCAGAAGUUUGCACAAACUGUAAGAAAUGGCAUUAAAAAUGUACACUAUUUACCAACUGAAAAUUUUAAUAUUGAAGAAUUUGGCAAGGCACUUGAAAACAAUUCCUAUAAAUUCCUGAAAGACACUGCAAACCAUAACAAUGCCAUGAGCUCCAUCGCUACUAGUACGAGCUGUGAUCAUCUCAAGGAAGGGAGCAAUGUUUUUGUCUUCCAUAAGCCUGGCUUUAACUCCAAGUCUGUUCCAGAUCCCACAAACUUCAAUUUAAAUAAUCAUACCGGUACGCACAAUGAAAGCAAUCAGCCAAAAACUCCUGAGAAUGCACCCAUUAAAGAACCAAAAGAUGGGUCUCCAGUUCAACGAAGUCUGUUUUCCCUAGUGAAAGACAGAAGGUUAACACUCGAGCAAAUGGUGGCCAUAGAGGCCUUGACUCAACUCUCAGAAGCUCCGUCAGAGAAUUCCUCACCAUCAAAGUCAGAGAAGGAUGAAGAAACAGAUCAGAGAACAGCUGCUUUGUUUAAUAGCUGUAAAGUUUUUCUCUGUUCGGUAAGAGAAGACCCAAACUCUCAAGGGGAGCCACAAAGCCUGCAUCACUUUCCAUCUUUGGAAAAGCAGAGUUCAUGCAACAUGGUGAUAUUCAAUGGCCAACAUACCGUUUGCAAGUCACACAGCAGCACAGUUACUAACCAGGCACCCACUAAGUCACAGGAAUAUUCAAAAGUCACCAAUUCAAUAUCUCUUUUUGUACCAAAUUCAAAUUCAUCUAAAGCUGACGCCGGUAAAAAUGUUGCUCAAGGUAAAAUUACUCUUGACAGUUAUUCGAAGAAUGUGCAUCAGCUCCCACCAAGAAGUAAUCAGUCGGAAUAUUCUAACCAGUUACUGGACAGCAGUAAAAAGUUGGACUCAAAAGAUGAUCCAUCCUGUCAGGACACAGCUCACAGUCAAAUAGAGGAAGAUGUUGCAACACAGUUAACACAACUUGCAUCAAUAAUUAAAUUCAAUUAUAUAAAAGCAGAGAACAGAAGAGGUGAAAGCACACCUGCAAGCCUUCCUGAACAUAAUGCGCAGGAGAAGAGCAUCAUACGACAGAAGCCACCCCCAAGUGUACAGAAUAAUCACGGCUCAUCGCUAACAACGCAAAAGAACACAUCCCAGAAAAAGACAAAACCCACCCCACCAAGAGAUCGACGAAAAAAGAAGCCUGCCAUCCUAAGUUGUGAAGAAAUUGACCGGAAGAAGCAGGAACAGUUGGCAGAGGAGUAUAGGAAAUUGUAUGAGAUUUGGGUGGCAUCCAAAUUUCAAAGAUAUGGUCAGUUUGUCCCACGUUGUUUUCCUAUCCUCUUAGGAAAAAUUCCCCCCGUAACCAAAGUACGGAAACCACUGACUCAAAAGAGUUCAGCAUUCCAACACAAAAAAUUAUUUCCUCCACUCGCGCAGAUAAAAUUUGAGAGAUAUUAUCCUGAAUUAGUACAGGAAAAAGUGGUAAAGGUUGAACCACUGGAUUCUUUCUCUUUAUCCCAGUUCAAAACAGAAUCCAAUGGGCAGGCGUUUACAGACAAAGCUUACAGUUCUCAGGUACAGCCAACAGGGAAUGUCAACGAGAAAGCUCAUCCCUUGUCCCGGCCCUCCUCUCCAACUAGCCAGUGCGUUAAUCUCAUGGCUGGUGACGACCAAACACGGAUUCAGCAGGAUGUUAACGAGCAACUCACGCAUCAGAGACUGCCAACAUUGCCUGGUAUCUCUCAUGAGAGACCCCUAUCGGACCCAGCACAAAUUCUCAGGAAUGUAAAUGUAGUAUGUUCAGGUGGAAUUACGGUGGUUUCAACCAAAAGUGAAGAGGAUGUCUGUUUGUCUAGUGCCGGAGCAUCAGAAUUUUCUCCAGGAGACAGUGCACAGAAAAGUUUUAAUGAUUAUGCCAUGAACUUCUUUACUAACCCCACAAAAAACCUGGUGUCUACAACAAAAGAUUCUGAUCUGCCAUCCUGUAGUUGUGUAGAUCGAGUUAUACAAAAAGACAAAGGUCCAUAUUAUACACACCUUGGGGCAGGACCAAGUGUUGCUGCUGUCAGGGAAAUCAUGGAGAAUAGGUAUGGUCAAAAAGGAAAUGCAAUCAGGAUAGAAAUAGUAGUGUAUACGGGCAAAGAAGGAAAAAGCUCUCAUGGGUGUCCAAUUGCUAAGUGGGUGUUAAGAAGAAGCAGUGAUGAAGAGAAAGUUCUCUGCUUGGUCCGGCAGCGGACAGGCCACCACUGCCCAACAGCCGUGAUGGUGGUGCUCAUCAUGGUGUGGGACGGCAUCCCUCUCCCCAUGGCUGAUAGGUUAUACACGGAGCUCACCGAGAGUCUCAAGUCAUACAAUGGUCAUCCCACUGACCGAAGAUGUACCCUCAAUGAAAAUCGUACCUGUACAUGUCAAGGAAUUGAUCCAGAAACUUGUGGAGCUUCAUUUUCUUUUGGCUGUUCAUGGAGUAUGUAUUUCAAUGGCUGCAAAUUUGGUAGAAGUCCCAGCCCCAGAAGAUUUAGAAUUGAUCCAAGUUCUCCCUUACAUACCUACUAUGAAAGAAUUACUAGCGGACGUAAUCCAGAAAGAAGAUGUAUGAAACCGGAACGAAUCUGUCCGGAACACGAGGCCAUGGAAAAAAACCUUGAAGAUAAUUUGCAGAGUUUGGCUACACGAUUAGCUCCAAUUUAUAAGCAAUAUGCUCCAAUUGCUUACCAAAAUCAGGUGGAAUAUGAACACGUUGCCCGAGAAUGUCGGCUUGGCAGCAAGGAAGGUCGUCCCUUCUCUGGGGUCACUGCUUGCCUGGACUUCUGUGCCCAUCCCCACAGGGACAUUCACAACAUGAAUAAUGGAAGCACUGUGGUUUGUACUUUAACACGAGAAGAUAACCGCUCAUUGGGUGUUAUUCCUCAAGAUGAGCAGCUCCAUGUGCUACCUCUUUAUAAACUUUCAGACACAGAUGAGUUUGGCUCAAGGGAAGGAUUGGAAGCCAAGAUCAAAUCUGGGGCCAUCGAGGUCCUCACACCUCGCCGCAAAAAAAGAACACGUUUUACUCUGCCUGUUCCUCGUUCUGGGAAGAAAAGGGCGGCGAUGAUGACAGAGGUUCUCGCUCAUAAGAUAAGGGCGGUGGAGAAGAAACUCAUUCCUCGAAUCAAGCGGAAGAAUAACUCAGUGACAAACAACAGUAAGACUUCAUCACUGCCGCUUUUAGGGUGUAAAACCGAGACCUUGCAACCUGAAAUAAAAAGUGAAACUGAACCACAUUUUAUCUUCGAAGGUUCAGACAACACUAAAACCUACUCACUGAUCCCAUCCAUUCCUCACCCAGUGAAAGAGGCCAACUUACCUCCAAGCUUCUCGUGGUCCCCUAAGAGUACUUCGGCCACAACAGCUCCAUUUAAGAAUGACGCAACAGUCUCCUACAGGCUUUCAGAAAGAAGUAGCAAUCCCCACUGCACAAUGCCUUCUGCCAGACACAGUGGUGCUAAUGCAGCUGCUGGGGAAAGCACUGGAAUUGCACAGUCUGAUGAAUCGGCUCCUCUUCCCACCUUGUCUACUGCCAUGACGGAUUCCCUGGUUUAUUCUGAGCCUCCCAUUGGUGCAACUGAGCAGCUAACUCCUAAUCAGCCAAACCAGCAGCCCCUGUUCAUCACCUCUCCUCAUGAACUUGCUCCCUCUGUGGCAGAAGAAGAUGAGCAGCAUUCUGAAGCAGAUGAGCCUCUGUCUGAUGAGCCCCUUUCAGAUGAUCCCCUGUCACCUGCUGAGGAGAAAUUGCCCCACAUCGAUGAGUAUUGGUCAGACAGUGAGCACAUCUUCCUGGAUGCCAAUAUUGGUGGGGUGGCAAUAGCACCCUCCCAUGGGUCUGUUUUGAUUGAGUGUGCCCGGCGAGAGCUUCAUGCUACGACUCCUGUCGAGCAUCCAAACCGGAAUCAUCCUACACGCCUCUCCCUCGUCUUCUACCAGCACAAAAACCUGAAUAAGCCCCAACAUGGUUUUGAACUAAACAAGAUUAAAUUUGAGGCUAAAGAAGCUAAGAAUAAGAAAACUAAGGCUUCAGAGCAGAAAGACCAGGCAGCUAAUGAAGGUCCUGAACUGUCCCCUGAAGUUAAUGAAUUGAACCAAAUUCCUUCACAUAAAGCAUUAACAUUAACCCAUGACAAUGUUGUCACCGUGUCCCCUUAUGCUCUCACACAUGUUGCAGGGCCCUAUAACCGUUGGGUCUGAAAGCUUUUCUCCCCUUCUUAAUGCCUUUGCUAGUGCAGUGUAUUUUUUCAAGGUGCUGUAAAAAGAAAGUCAUGUUAUCGUUUACUAUAUCUUCAUCUCACCCAUUUGAAGGCUGAGGUAAAAAAAAAAAAAAAUGGGGUGGGGAUUUCUUAACUGUGACUAUAUUUUGACAAUUGGUAGAAAGUGCACAUUUUAAGCAAAAAUCAAAAGUUUUAUAGUUUUAAAUACAUAAAGAAAUGUUUUGGUUAGGUGUUAACCUUGAUAGAAUCACUCAGUUUGGUGCUUUAAAUUAAGUCUGUUUACUAUGAAACAAGAGUCAUUUUUAGAGGAUUUUAACAGGUUCAUGUUCUAUGAUACAAAAUCAAGAUACACAGUGUUAACUCUACACAGCUCCUGGUGCUUAACCACAUCGACACAGUUAAAAAUAAGCUGAAUUAUUAUUUCAUGGUGCCAUUGUUCCAACAUCUUCCAAUCAUUGCUAGAAAAUCGGCAUAUUCCUUUGAAAUAAACCAAUGAAAUGUUUUCUCUCGAAAUAUUUCUCCUGCAUAAAAUAAUUCAUUAUUGUUAGUAAUGGUUGGAGGCUGUUCAUAAAUUGUAAAUAUAUAUUUUAAAAGCACUUUCUAUUUUUAAAAGUAACUUGAAAUAGUAUAAGAAUCUUAUUGUCUAUUGUUUGUGCAUAUUUGCAUACAAGAGAAAUCAUUUAUUCUUGCUGUGUAGAGUUCCAUCUUGUUAACUGCAGUAUGUAUUCUAAUCAUGUAUAUGGUUUGUGUUUUUUUUUUAAUGUGUCCUUUCUCAUUCAAAUACUAGCUACUUAUAUAAAAUAGUUAGAUAAUGAAAAAAUGUUAAUUAUCUCUAAAAUUGAAAUUAGGAAACAUUACCGAUUCUGAUUAACAUUUUCUUUGGAACUAAUUAAGAGUGAUAUCUUCUGAAAUAGUGAGCAACUGUGGCCCAAAUUUACCUUCAUCCUGACUUUCUCAAUAUAAUCCAUGAGAGGUGUUUCCAAAAGGAGAUUGGACAGAAUAGGAUUCUGAAGAGUCAAAUGCUUCCAGUGUUUCCAGGUGAUAAAAGACAAAAAGAAAUUAGCUGAGCCCUAUCCACUUCAAAUUGCCUUAUCUGUUCUGAAAGUCAAUCUGGUAUAGAAUAAGAGAAAAAAUUCCCUGUCGAAAUCUUUUGUUGAAGACAAUAGCAUCAUCACACCCCUAACCACAGCCUAAAUAAACAGUUGGACUGGUAUUACAAGAAUGGUUUUGUCCAUCAAGAACUAAUCCAUAGUCAUUUAUCUUAGCAUACUAGUUUUGGGAAAAUGAUUUUUUUUACCUUCGCUGAUAAUUGCCUAUGCUCUAGGUAACAGGGAAAUAGGCAUCCCGUUUAUUUUAGUCCUCCUUUUGUUUGUUCCCAUUUUUAUUGGCUUAUUUUACAGAAAAACUAAAAAGAUUGUUUGCCCAAGUAAAAUGUUCAGGACAAGAACUUUCAAUGAAAUACUUGAUUCUGUUAAAAUGCAGAGGUGCUAUAACAUUAAAAGUGUCAGAUUCCUUGGGAGCAUGGAAAACCUAAAGGUGCUUCUCCCUUGAAAAUGCCAUAGGAAGCCCACAACCGCUAAUACUCAUAAUUUUGGUGCAAAAGCAAACAGUUCCAGCAAGCUCUCUAAAGAAAAAACUCAUAACUUAUAUUAAAAUAAUAUAUGGUGCAAAGUAUAAGUUUCAAGCUUUUGACUAACCCAAGUAAAGGAAUAUGAAGGGAUUGUAAAUAACGAAAUGUCCAUUGACAGACCAUCAUCUUGUACAAGUAGAUUUCUGCUUCUUGAACAUGUACAAUAGGGUAAUUCAUUGACUUGUUUUAGUAUUUUGUGUGCCUUAGAUUUCCGUUUUAAAACAUGUAUAUUUUUGUGAGUCUAAGGUUUUCUUAUACAUAUAAGCAUAUAAAUAAAUGAUUGUUUAUUGCUUCAGCUGCUUCAAUGAGAUAUUUACUAGUAUUAGACUAUCAGGAAUAAACCCUCGUGAUAUUAUGUUUUAGAUUUUAGGCAUUAGCUCCCACUAGAAAUUAUUUCCUCACCAGAUUUAAUGGAUAAAGUUGUAAGGCCCUUUAUCCAUCCAUCCAUCUAUCCAUUCUUUCAUU
Molecule: messenger RNA, 9038 nt
Organism: Loxodonta africana (African savanna elephant)
Lineage: Eukaryota; Metazoa; Chordata; Mammalia; Proboscidea; Elephantidae
Gene: TET1
Product: tet methylcytosine dioxygenase 1
Exons: 13
Coding region: 417-6923 (2168 amino acids)
Biological process (GO): positive regulation of transcription by RNA polymerase II
Cellular component (GO): nucleus
Molecular function (GO): DNA binding; zinc ion binding; DNA 5-methylcytosine dioxygenase activity
Source: RefSeq, a predicted model, not a curated record